AUGUCCAUCUCCAAGAUCCGCCAAAACUACCACAGUGAAAGUGAGGCUGGCGUCAACAAGCAGAUCAACCUGGAGCUGUACGCUUCCUACGUCUACCAGCAGCUGGGCUUCCACUUUAACCGUGACGAUGUCGCCCUGCCUGGCUUUGAGAAGUUCUUCAAGGAGUCCAGCGAGGAGGAGCGCGAGCACGCCGAGAAGUUCAUGAAGUUCCAGAACCAGCGUGGCGGUCGCAUCGUCCUCCAGGACAUUCCCAAGCCGAUCAAGCAGGACUGGGCGACGGCGCUGGAGGCGAUGGAGGCGGCCCUGGAGCUGGAGAAGACGGUCAACCAGUCGCUGCUGGACCUGCACUCCAUUGCCUCGAAGCACGAGNGCGACGCCCACCUGGCGGACUUUCUCGAGUCGGAGUACCUGACAGAGCAGGUGGAGGCGAUCAAGAA
Molecule: messenger RNA, 437 nt
Organism: Rhagoletis zephyria (snowberry fruit fly)
Lineage: Eukaryota; Metazoa; Arthropoda; Insecta; Diptera; Tephritidae
Source: RefSeq, a predicted model, not a curated record